AUGGGAGGGCUCUGGCAUCCGGGAUGGAGGCCUGUCUCUUUCUGUGGCUGGCGUUGGAUCCAUCCUGGGUCUCCAGCCAGGGCUGCAGAGAGGGUAGAGCCGUUUCUUAGGCCAGAGUGGAGUGGGACAGGAGGUGCCGAGGAAGGACUGAGGUGGCUUGGGACACGGAAGCACUGCAGCCUUCCAGCCCGGCAUCCAGCAUUGCAGCCGCGGCGGCGGCCCAAGAGCUGCGGCCCUUUCACGCGCGCGCAUGUGGAGGAAUGGCGGCAGCGAAACAAAACGACCCUCACUUACGUGGCCGCUGUCGCCGUGGCCAUGCUGGGGGCGUCCUACGCUGCCGUACCCCUUUAUCGGCUCUAUUGUCAGACUACUGGACUUGGAGGAUCAGCAGUUGCAGGUCAUGCCUCAGAUCAGAUUGAAAACAUGGUGCCUGUUAAGGAUCGAAUCAUUAAAAUCAGCUUUAAUGCAGAUGUGCAUGCAAGUCUCCAGUGGAACUUUAGACCUCAGCAAACAGAAAUAUAUGUGGUGCCAGGAGAGACUGCACUGGCAUUUUACAGAGCUAAGAAUCCUACUGACAAACCAGUAAUGGGAAUUUCUACGUACAAUGUUGUUCCAUUUGAAGCUGGACAGUAUUUCAAUAAAAUACAGUGCUUCUGUUUUGAAGAACAAAGGCUUAAUCCCCAAGAGGAAGUAGACAUGCCAGUGUUUUUCUACAUUGAUCCUGAAUUUGCUGAAGAUCCAAGAAUGAUUAAUGUUGAUCUUAUCACUCUUUCUUACACUUUUUUUGAAGCAAAGGAAGGGCACACAUUGCCAGUUCCAGGAUAUAAUUGAAGUCAGCAACUAAGUCUUCCUUCAAAGUUGAUUUUUGGGAAAAUCAUGUAUCCUGUCUUCUCAAAGGAGAAAUACUGUACAAUAAUAUGAAGCCUUAUAUUUUAAAUAAUUACUUUUUCUCAACUAAUUUAUUUCACUUAAAAUUGAGAGAACAAGUUCAGCUUUUGUCAUAAGAAACCCACAUACCUAGCUAGUAUGAUUGACUAUUCAAUACCAUACUGAAGAGUUUGAUAGUAUUAAGCCACUUUGUUUUUUAAAUAUGCAGGCAUGGGUUCAUCUUAAUUCUAUAAUUCCCUUCCAGAUUAUUAACUCUUCAUACUUACAGCAAUGAAUCUGACAAUGUUUUUCAAAAAGGUAUGAUCAGGGUUAUUUGUUUCAAGUCAUAGGCCAGAACUUCUGACCAUGUUUAUUAUAUCAAAAAGAGUUGGUUGCUGUUUUCCUUAUGAACAGUCAGUAUUUUAAAAGCUCAAAGUAGAAGAGGAGUCACUAAGACCUAACAGCUUGUCCAAAGAUUUAAAAUUCUUACUUCAAAUUUGAUUUGUGCUUUAAGAUUCAGGGCUAUUUUAUAUUCAGAGUUCUGAAUAGAUGAUUACUUUGAAAUUGUAGUAUCAUGAAAUUGAAAUAAAAUACAUCUAGGCUGCCAGCCAAAGCGUCAUCAUCACAAGCCCAUGAAUGUUAAAAUGUACAGGUGGGAUUGUGAAGAUUUACUGACAUCAAAAGUUCUGGAAAAAAACCUU
Piliocolobus tephrosceles (Ugandan red Colobus) is the source of this 1568-nucleotide messenger RNA. RefSeq names its product cytochrome c oxidase assembly protein COX11, mitochondrial-like. The transcript has a single exon. Gene Ontology annotation, cellular component: mitochondrial inner membrane. Lineage: Eukaryota; Metazoa; Chordata; Mammalia; Primates; Cercopithecidae. Gene Ontology annotation, molecular function: copper ion binding. Bases 1 to 831 code for a protein of 276 amino acids. The record is from RefSeq and is a predicted model, not a curated record.